Sclerotinia trifoliorum is the source of this 1184-nucleotide messenger RNA. Lineage: Eukaryota; Fungi; Ascomycota; Leotiomycetes; Helotiales; Sclerotiniaceae. The record is from the annotation of a GenBank genome assembly.
UAUUUCAAGCUUUUGUUUCUUUCUUUUUUGUUUUGCUGUAGCAACCAAUUAAAUACAAAUCAUAUAAACAAAUUUCUCUCUCAAACACAGACAUCGUAAACUCGUUAUAAACAUAUUCUCCUACAAACGCUUCCACAAACUCACUUCACAACAUUCCCAAAGAUGUCCGAACAAAAGGAAGAACCCCUCAUCGAUACAACUCCCCUCGUGAGACCGGCACAACAUGAACGUCAGAAAAGUUUGGAGAAGUUGUAUGCUGAUAGACCUACGGCUCAUGAGUUAAAGGAGAGACAUAUUUUAUUGGAUACUGAUGCCGCGCCGUAUGUUUCUACUUCUAUAUCCUUUAUAGGAGGACUCUUUAGACUGAAGACAGCUAUCUGAACGCAUGCGCUAAUUGCGGGAUGUAAUAAAAUAGUGGUAUUCAAAGUGCUCAACAUGCACUCGAACAACAAAGAAUUUCGGAUAACUUGAAGAAGAAUUUGGAACAUCGUCCUACUAAGGAGGAUUUGGUUGAACGUAUGUUUUGAAUUUACUUCCACUUCUAAUUUGAUCUAAAGCGAAACAAGAACUAAAUGGAUAUCAGGUAACAUCCUCUCCUCCACAACCGCAGCUCCGGGUAUCCAAGCACAACAAAAAGAACUGCAGAAACAUAUGCGGGCCGAUAGUUUGAAUGAGAAAUUAAGUCAUCGUCCGCAGCCGGAAGAGUUGGUCAAUAAGGGUGUUUUGAAGGAGGAUCCUACGAGUCCAAUUGAAGGCAAUAGGGAGAGUGCGGAGAAGAGAUACGAGGAGGCUAUUGAGGAGGAAUAUGCUAAGAGAGAAGGAGGUGCUUGAAGCCAGCGUAUUUCUGAUUCAGCGAGGGGAGCCGUUGAUUUAUACAUCGAUGCCGCUAGUUGAUUUCGGAUGAGAUGUGCAUGCAAGAAUGAAAACAAUGAAUAUGGACGACGUGAUGUGAUUAUGAAAAUGGAUGGGAAUAGGGAUGGGAGUGCAAAUGUGUAUGGGUAUGGAAUGAAUUACUGGAGUCUUGUUCAUGCAAUGUUCAAGCAAACAGAUGAAUGACACCGCAUUUCCUGCAUCAUUUUAUCUCAUUCGUCUCUUCGUACCUGUUUUGGCUGUCCUUUCAUUCAAUCAAAAGUCUUACACUGUUGAGCUAUACUAUUUAACGAGUAAUCUCUUCCAACCAUAUA